This is a messenger RNA of Fibroporia radiculosa, 1149 nucleotides long. RefSeq lists its product as uncharacterized. The record is from RefSeq and is a predicted model, not a curated record. Gene Ontology annotation, biological process: proteolysis. Lineage: Eukaryota; Fungi; Basidiomycota; Agaricomycetes; Polyporales; Fibroporiaceae. Gene Ontology annotation, molecular function: aspartic-type endopeptidase activity. Bases 1 to 1149 code for a protein of 382 amino acids. The transcript is spliced from 12 exons.
AUGCCCUCCACAAAGUUUCAUCGGGCAUUUUCGCUGAUUUGCCUGUCAAGUCAAGUCUAUGCUCUAGUAAAGGUGCCAUUCUCCACGAGUUUGGUUCCAAAGUUGUCAAAACGCUCCACAAACACAGAUACCGAAGAUUGCAUAGAUUGUUCCUCUGCACCGACUAUCAAUGCUGGUUUGAAGGCCGUGGUAUCUGUCGAAGCUGGGGAUUUUCAAACGUUCAGCAAUGUGGAGAUUGACACGGGCAGUGCCUUGUUCUGGGUAGGUGCUGGACAGAAAUAUAUACCUGGUCCACACGCCUACAGUCUCAAUCAAACCUUUUCAGAAGGAUAUGGUGACGGUUAUGCCAACGGAACCGUAUAUGCCGAUCGCGUCACCAUCGGCAACGCAACCGUGGAUUCACAAAUAAUCGGUGCCGCUCAAUACAUAGAGGGCUUCCAGCUUUCCAUGCCAUUUGAUGGGCUUCUUGGGCUAGGACCUAAUGGCUCAAAUACGAAUCAGAUAUCGGGCUACGAUACGACGCCUACCUUUGUCCAAAGCCUUGCCGCUGAAGGAACUAUCGAAGACGCGAUAUUUGGUAUCUACAUCAGUCCAGUGGCUGAAAAUGGCACACGAGGAGUGGGAGAGAUCACGUUCGGUGGAGUGGACGAGAGCAGGUUCAUCGGCGAGAUCGAUUGGGUUCCUCAAAUCGAGCCGUACAACCUGCACUGGUCUUUCAACGCGUCAUAUUUUGGGUGGGGGAAUGAGUACGUUAUCGAUAGCCCCAUAUACGCCUUCACAGACACAGGCGGUCCUUUGCUUGAGAUCCCAUCUGACCCGUAUAUCUGGCUUCUCCAGAAUGUUCCGGGUAUCACGACGGAUUCGACUUCGCUCAUCCAAGGAGGUCUCAUAUUCCCCUCAAAUAUGACAGACACUCUUCCGCCAUUAUACAUUGGCGUUGGCAGUCUUAACUUUACACUUUCACCAUCACAAUAUACAGUAGCGAAGGCCUUGUACUCAGAGCUGAACAUAACAGAUGAUGGCCAGAUCCAUACCUGGAUUGCCACUGCGGGACCAGACGAGUAUGACUUGGGCUGGCCCUUCCUACAACAAGCAUAUUCCGCCUAUGACAUGGUAAACAACCGUGUUGGAUUCGCACAUCUGGCAUGA